AUGGGUUGGCUCCCUUGGUCUUCUGGCGACUCCAACAAAGCCUCUGACGGCGGCCGCAUCGCCCCGGAUCGCACCAGUCGCGCACGCUGCUGGGAAGGCAGGGAUGCGUUCUUCGCCUGCUUGGAUCGGAAUGAUGUUCUCGACGCAAUCAAAGAUGACAAGGAAGCGCGCCGGAAAUGCGCGAAGGAGGUUGCGGAGUUUGAGGCUGCUUGUUCGGCGACUUGGGUCAAAUACUUCAAGGAAAAGCGAGUGAUGGAAUAUAACCGUGACAAGACGAUCGAGCGGAUUAAGAAGGAGGAUGCGGAGAAGGUGAAAGAAUUGAAGUCUCAAGGGUGGAAGUCUAGCUAG
Penicillium daleae is the source of this 348-nucleotide messenger RNA. RefSeq names its product cytochrome c oxidase subunit 6B family protein. The record is from RefSeq and is a predicted model, not a curated record. Gene Ontology annotation, biological process: mitochondrial respiratory chain complex IV assembly. The transcript has 2 exons. Gene Ontology annotation, cellular component: respiratory chain complex IV; mitochondrion; mitochondrial intermembrane space. Lineage: Eukaryota; Fungi; Ascomycota; Eurotiomycetes; Eurotiales; Aspergillaceae. Bases 1 to 348 code for a protein of 115 amino acids.